Molecule: messenger RNA, 4515 nt
Organism: Octopus bimaculoides (California two-spot octopus)
Lineage: Eukaryota; Metazoa; Mollusca; Cephalopoda; Octopoda; Octopodidae
Biological process (GO): regulation of transcription by RNA polymerase II
Cellular component (GO): nucleus
Molecular function (GO): RNA polymerase II transcription regulatory region sequence-specific DNA binding; DNA-binding transcription factor activity, RNA polymerase II-specific
Source: RefSeq, a predicted model, not a curated record
CUAAAGUGUGAUAAGCAGAACUGCUUUGGUGAAAAGUGAAACUGUUAUUACAUGUUAUGUAAAACUGAUUUUGAACUUCAGUUGUUUGCGUUUUUACUGUUCCUUAAAUAUUCCAACUGUUAAUAAGAAUAAAAGAUGUAUGAUUGAGGGGAAUGAGUGUUAACACAUCUAAUGCAUUAACAAGCGUACUAGAAAUAAAUAUUCUUUCCGUUUUGGGGAAAAGCAGUUUUAAGUUUCCUGGCAAAUGUUGAAGAUAUUUUCCGACAUUUGGUUUUAUUCUUCCCUCAUCAGCAGACCAUAUGUGCAUCAGAGUAGGUGGAGUGGGGGAGGUUCGCCAAAGACAACUCUUUUAUUGGAUCGGUACUUGUAUAAACUUAGGGAGGAUGGGGGAAGACACAAGGGCUGCACCUGGCAGCACCCACUGUAGUUACACCACUUCAUAUUUGCUGAAGUAACGGUAAAAAAUGACGCAUGCUACCUAUAUUUCCUUCGCUGCACCUCACUUUUCUAUUAUUAGUUAGGCCGUUCUGCAGAUUAGCAGAAUUGUCUGUGUCGGACAAAAUGCCUUGUGGUAUUUGUUCUAGCGCUACUACACUCUGAGUUCGAAUCUCACAGAAAUCACGUUUGCCUUUCAUACUUCUGGGGUCGGAUAGAAAUAAAGUACCAAUCAAAUACUGUAUUCAAUAUUACCGAUUGUUCUCCCUCCUCCUAUUUUUAGCCAGGCUGAAGCGUGAGUUGACAAAAUUGGUACUGCAACAAGCAACAUACUUUCUCAGUAGCAUAGCCGAGGAAAUGCAACAUUCUGACCAGGGCAGUACUUUUGGGUCUGCUGUAUAAGCAUGUUUACAAGUGGGUGCUGAAAAGUUCUUGACUUUGGAUUAAAGAAAAUACAAGACAAUCAAUUUAUGGCUGGUCUUGUUUAAGUAAAGUAAUAACUACAUGGUUGAGGUAGCAUUUACCAACUGUUCAUAUUCAACUGCAGAAAAAUCCUUGCUCUCACCCGAAACCAUCAAAAACGAGAUGUAAACCUAACACAGAAAAUAAAAAUAAACGAAAAACCAAAAGUAAACAGAAAAGGAUUAUUUGAAACAAUAUCUAAGUUGCAAUGGAUAUUUUUCCUAUACAGAGAAAGCUUUGUUUAUAACUCCUUCAUUUCAGGCUGCAACUGAACCUUUUUUAGCAAAACCUUCUGCUCCACACAAUUUCUUUUGUAAAAAAUGUUAAUGGCUGUUUAGUUCUUGGAUUCCAUAAUAUGUCAUGAAGUUGAAUUGAGAGAAUAUGAAAACAAAGUAGUGAAAAAGUUAAAGAGACAAAAAAAAUACACUUUCCUUUUAAAUGUCAACUACUGGAAGCUUCUAAUAAUGUUUUCCUUUUAUAUGUUUUAUUCAACUGUGUUUAUUUUAUACAAUUGAGUGAAUAGUUAUAGAUCAUGUGGCACAUCUAUAUACGAGUGUUUAAUAUCUUUGAAUAGAGGAAUAUUUGUUUGAAGGAGGUUUAUAAUAUGAUAUUCAUUAAAAAGUAACAUCACAAAGUGAUUUGAGAAAUUAAGCUUUCAUUUAUCAUUAUAAAUAAUGUCACACUUGGGUGGGAAAACCAUGCAUAUGUCUUCAAAACCUUUCGUUCCUCAGGGGUCAGAGUUUCAGACCCAAUCAAAUAUGGCAGAAGUUCGAGAAUAUAUCUUCCAAGACAGUAGUUAUCCUGGUACUCAGUUUGUUCAACCUUGUUAUCAACCAGCUGAACUGAGGCCCAAUAUAGUGCAGGCUGCAGUUAAUGAACAACCUACACCUGAGAACAAGAGCUCAACCAUUAAUUUUGACAAUUCUUCCCAUGAAGGCUGUGCUUGUUGCCAAAAGACAUGUCAAUGCCCUAGUUGUACUGAUGGUGGAAAUGGUAGUGGAAGUGGUGUUGGCACUAGCAAUAGCAGCAAUAUAGGAGAACAUAACAUUUGCAAUGUUAAUGAACAACCUGUCACUAAUUUGCCAAUUCAGACGACUGGAAAUGGAAAAAAGCAGCUAUUUUGUGAAUUUUGUGGUAAGAAAUUUGUCCAAGAAUAUGUCCUGAAGGUCCACAGGCGUAAACAUACUGGGGAAAAGCCAUAUGAAUGUGAAAUCUGCUCCAAGAAAUUUGCCAGAAAUGAUACACUACGCAAACACAAGAGAAUUCAUACUGGACAGCCAAAUGGCAGUGUUUCUAAUGUUGGUAUCUCUCCUAGUUUGAGUUUAAUGAUUGCGCAAGGUGUUGUUGCCCAGGAAAAUGGUGUAACCAAUACUGGGAACCCAGGCACUAUGAUGUCUUCUGUUUCUAAUUCUCAGACGUCUCAGAGAAACAGUCAGAAAUCAUAUACCUGUGACAUUUGCCUGAAACCGUUUGCUCAGCGCCAUUAUUUACAGAUCCAUAAAAGAACACAUACAGGUGAGCGCCCUUUUCACUGUCAGGUUUGUGAACGAAGUUUCACUCGUAGAGACACACUGAUUAUUCAUCAGAGAACACACACUGGUGUGAAACCAUUUCAUUGUGAAAUCUGCAUGCAACAAUUUGCACACAAACACAACCUCCAGAUACACAAACGGAAACAUACCGGGGAGAAACUGUUUCAAUGUGACAUCUGCGCUGAACUGUUCACACGCCGUGAUUAUUUACAAAUUCAUCGGCGGACUCAUACAGGAGAGAAACCCUUCCAGUGUGAUCUCUGUAUCCAGAAGUUUGCCCGUCGCACCACAUUGGAAAUUCACAGAAGAACACACACAGGAGAGAAGCCAUUCCACUGUGAGUUCUGUGGAAAACAAUUUGCUAAUCGAGACAAGCUUCGCAUACACCAGAGAACACAUGUACGCAAGAAGCCACACCAGUGCACUAUAUGUCUAAAGAAGUUUGCACGGAGAGAUACACUUGAAAUUCACAGCCGGAGACACUCUGGCCUCAAGCCAUUCCAUUGUGACAUUUGUCUGAAGAAAUUUGCACAGAAAGAUUACCUUCAGAUUCAUAAGAACACUGUGCACUCUGGACAGAAACCUUUCCAAUGUGACCUCUGCACACAGAAGUUCUCCCGCCGUGAUUCUCUGCAGCGGCACAAGAAAACACACUAUAAACAGGUUGAUGAAGUGCAGAAGGCCACAUCUAGCAUCACAAAUAACAAUGUGGAAGAGGUGCAGCCACUGAAUAAAUACUUAUGGUUGUAAAUUCAAAAAUCAACUUAAGAUGCAGCCAGUAAUGCAUUUAUCAGGUUUUCUUUGAUCAUGAGGAUGUUGGCUGCCAUGACAACAGAUGAGACUUCUUCACUGUUUGCAAUAACCUACUUAAUUCUACCAGAUAAUCCGUUAUUGUAUUCCUGUCAAAAGACCUUGUUAUGCACUGUUAACAACUAUACCAAGAAUAAGUCUCUUUUAUAGACAUGCUAUGUAUUAAUCUGUCAUAACAACUCUACCAAUGGACUUUACCUUAGCAACUCCACCAGAAAUACUCUGAUAUAGCAGCAGCUUUGGCUCUAAAAUACCAAGAUCCUAGUAAUUCUACCAAAGAUACAUUACUAGUUAAUUAAAAAAUUAGGGGUUUGAUUCCCCUGACCUGUCCACAACCAUUAAGAUUGUCUCAUUCAUCACUAUUGGUGUAAUUAAUUACAAUUUCUUGGAUCAUUGCAUCAAAUUUGUUAACACUCAUGUUACUACCAAAAAAUAUGGUCAUUGGGAACUCAAAUGAAAAGAUAUUAAUGAAGUUUAUGUCAAAGUGACAUUUUGGGGGUUGACUAACAAAAACCAAAAAAGGAAAAAGUAAAAAAAAAAAUGAAAAAAAAUUUAUCAUAGCAGUUUUGUGAAUAAAGAUGUUGUUUGGUACAAUCUACAGAAACCACUCACUGUAAUGAAAGUUCUAUCCAGAAACAGUUCUGCCAUAUGGACCAUAAAGAAUCAACCACAAUAAUUGAACCAAAAUUAACAAACUCCAAAUACUCUAACCUUAGCAAUUAUGUCCAAAACUAAUUUGUUAUUAUAGCAGCAGUAUUCAAAACACUUUUCUGUAACAAAAAAAAAAAAGCAGUGAAUAAUUACAAUUUUACCAAAGUUUUCCUGCACAGGCCUCCUGACGACCCCUACAGUACCAAAGCUAUCCUGCUGCUGUGUGAUUUACAACAAGCUUUACUAUAAUACUCUCUCAAGGGCUCCCAUACUUUUCUUACAGAGGUGAGUGUUAAGCUAUUUAAUGCAAGCAAAUGAACAGUUAAUUGUGUAUAUUUGUUUCUGAGAUAAGGAAUUGAAAGAUAAUGGUGAUAUGUUGUAUAUGUACCUUUUAGUAUUUCAGGGACCAUUAGCAUUUGCUUUCCCUACAUCAUCACUAUGGCAACCAGAAGCAUAUGUGGAGAAGGUGGUUAUAUUAUUUGUUAAUCUGUUUUUGUUAGUGUUUUUUUUUCAAAGAUCUGACUGGAAUAAAACAAACAACUCCCAAAUUCAUUAUUGAGGUAUUUAAUUAGUCAAUAUUCAAGGCAGCUUCAAAGUAUAUAUAUAUAUGUGUGUGUGUGUGUAU